This is a messenger RNA of Bufo bufo (common toad), 1709 nucleotides long. It is a transcript of the gene PRKAG1, whose product is annotated as protein kinase AMP-activated non-catalytic subunit gamma 1. The transcript has 13 exons. The coding region runs from base 74 to 1069 and encodes 331 amino acids. The record is from RefSeq and is a predicted model, not a curated record. NCBI's taxonomy places the organism in Eukaryota, Metazoa, Chordata, Amphibia, Anura, Bufonidae.
ACUACGGGCGGAAGUUUGCUUAGAGGAGGGCGGAAGUCGCCUGCCGUGUGCUGUAUCUGAUGAAGAGGCCGCAAUGGAUUCGGGAUCCGUUGUGAUUCAGAACAAUGAUGAAGGAAAAUGUGCGUCUCCUUCAGAAGAGUGUAACAGUGAAGUGUACACGAAGUUUAUGAAGAACCACAAAUGCUAUGACCUUAUCCCCAUCAGCUCUAAGCUUGUGGUGUUUGAUACCUCUCUGCAGGUGAAGAAGGCAUUCUUUGCACUGGUCAGCAAUGGCGUAAGAGCAGCACCCUUGUGGGAUAGCAAGACGCAGAGUUUUGUGGGUAUGCUUACCAUCACAGACUUUAUUAAUAUUCUUCAUCGAUACUACAAAUCUUCCAUGGUGCAGAUUUAUGAGCUGGAGGAGCACAAGAUAGAGACGUGGAGAGAAGUUUACUUGCAAGACUCAUUCAAGCCUUUGGUCAGCAUAUCGCCCAGCGCCAGCUUGUUUGAUGCAGUCUCCUCCCUGAUAAAGAACCGCAUUCAUCGUCUUCCAGUCAUUUCUCCAGACUCUGGAAAUACCUUGUAUAUAUUAACACACAAACGCAUUCUUAAAUUCCUCAAGUUAUUUAUGUCUGAAAUGGAGAAGCCGAGUUUUGUGACACAAACUUUAAGGGAGUUGAAGAUUGGCACGUACAAUGACAUUGCUAUGGUUAAUCCCAACACUCCUGUAUAUGUUGCUUUGGGUAUUUUUGUACAGCGUCGCGUCUCUGCUUUGCCCGUUGUGGAUGAUUCUGGGCGGGUAGUUGAUAUCUAUUCCAAGUUUGACGUCAUUAAUUUAGCAGCGGAGAAGACGUAUAACAAUCUGGAUAUCACAGUGACAAAGGCUCUUGGACAUCGUUCUCACUACUUUGAAGGUGUUCUUAAGUGCUACCAGCAUGAAACUCUUGAAACUAUUAUUAACCGCCUUGUAGAAGCAGAGGUGCACAGACUGGUGGUGGUGGAUGAAAAGGAGGUAGCCAAAGGAAUAGUUUCUCUCUCUGAUAUUCUGCAGUGUCUGGUCUUGACAACUGGAGGUGUGAAUAGUCUGUGACCGUCUCAAACUUGUUUCAUCACCUCAGUGCUACAGUAUAGUGAUUCACAAAAAAUCCCAGCACCUCUUCAGAUCUAGACCGCGUUCAGCAAUAAGCGGAAUAGUCCUCAAGACAUCUGGCUGCGACCUGAGGAGACCUACCAUCCUGUACCUCCAGAAUUGAUCUAAAGCAAUACUUUGGGGCAUUACUAUGGAUGGACCAAUGAUCUAAGAGUUGUGAGAGCCUCGCAGACCGACCGUUCAUGGGGGAGUACACAGUAUUGAAGACUUAACCAGAGUCACUCUGAACAUUAUUUUAUAUAGAUGCCACUACUCCUUGUACUGUUGUUAUAGCCAUUUCUCAUAUUAUCCUUGGAGAACAGAAAGGAGAUGACCUAAUGAUUUUGGUAGCAUGGUGCAGUGUGGUUAUUAGAAUAAACUUGCUGUGUACACCUGGCAUUAGGGUCAUAUCACAAUUUUUCACGGAAGGCUAUAUAUACUUUGCACUCGGCUGACUGAAGAGUCAUGUGCCCUUUUUCUUUAUGAAGUUUCCCUUUUUUUAUCCAACUGUCCCUCUUAGACAACGUAGAUUGUGCUGUUUGCAUUCCAAUAUACAUAACCGAUUUCUGAAGUGCAGCUCUGAGAUAUAGUAAAUGUUUCA